Periophthalmus magnuspinnatus is the source of this 642-nucleotide messenger RNA. Its product is annotated as ubiquinol-cytochrome-c reductase complex assembly factor 3. Gene Ontology annotation, biological process: mitochondrial respiratory chain complex III assembly. Lineage: Eukaryota; Metazoa; Chordata; Actinopteri; Gobiiformes; Gobiidae. The transcript has 2 exons. The record is from RefSeq and is a predicted model, not a curated record. Bases 247 to 480 code for a protein of 77 amino acids.
AAAAAAAGUCACGUGACGGGGUCAUGACGGUUCCGUAACUCGGUUAUGGCAGAUCUGAAGGCUCCGGAGUCACAGCCCCGUUGCUUUGUCUCCUGUCCUUUUGCCUCUUAAAGUAGUGCCUUUUGCCCGCUGUAUUCUUCCUCUUCCGCUGUAAUCUUCCGCAGCGUGUCCCUGUCCAGUGGACUGUCUGCUACCGUCCCGAGGACACCGGUGUCCCGCAGCCCCCGGCUCUCUGACCGGCCCGGGAUGAGCGCCCUGAGGACCAUGCUGGCCUCCGCGAGCAUGAUCGGUGUGCUGGCGGUGGGCUACGGGAUGUGGUCCAUCAUAUCCCCGGAAGAAUCACGUAGGAGGGACCUGCUCAGGGACCUCCCUGAGGCCGACCCUCAUAGGAUGGAUGAGUCCAGGAGGAGGACAGCUCUGGUCAUGCAGGUUUUGAAGGAAGCUUCAGAGACCAACGAGAACAUCGCCCGCUCCAGAUGAGCUCCAUUACUGCCCUAGAACACCAGGGGCCGCGGGACUUCACAUGAAACUGUAAUGUCUGUGGGAUUGCUAAAUUAAGUUGUAUUUAAGUUGAGUGUACAGUGUAUGGACUUCUCGUUUACUGUCUUCAAAGUGUUGCAAAUAAACUACUCCUUAAAAUGA